This is a messenger RNA of Trichomycterus rosablanca, 2216 nucleotides long. RefSeq names its product egl-9 family hypoxia-inducible factor 3 (gene egln3). Gene Ontology annotation, biological process: peptidyl-proline hydroxylation to 4-hydroxy-L-proline; cellular response to hypoxia. The transcript is spliced from 4 exons. Gene Ontology annotation, molecular function: peptidyl-proline 4-dioxygenase activity; ferrous iron binding; L-ascorbic acid binding. Bases 71 to 868 code for a protein of 265 amino acids. NCBI's taxonomy places the organism in Eukaryota, Metazoa, Chordata, Actinopteri, Siluriformes, Trichomycteridae. The record is from RefSeq and is a predicted model, not a curated record. Gene Ontology annotation, cellular component: nucleus; cytoplasm.
UUAAUCGUAGUGUCGAAUGGCUGAACCGUUUUGAGACAAACAGCAGCAGCAAGCAACGGCUGAAAGCAGAAUGCCGUUUCUGCAUCAUAUAACGGACUUGGAACUGGAGCAGUUAGCUUUGGACCGUGUUGUACCAGCUCUGCUGGACAGAGGUUUCUUCUAUAUGGACAGUUUUCUCGGUGACACGGUUGGUCGUGUGGUCUUGGGUCAAGUGAAACAAAUUCACCGUUCAGGUGUUUUAAGUGACGGACAGCUCGCUGGACGAGCUUCUGGAGUGAGAAGAAGUCAUAUUAGGGGAGAUAAGAUAGCCUGGGUCAGUGGUACCGAGAGAGGAGCCGAGGCUAUCAAUUUUUUACUUAAACAGACUGAUAAACUCAUCUCACUCUGCGCUAGCAGGCUGGGAAAAAACACGAUCCGAGAACGCUCCAAGGCAAUGGUAGCGUGCUAUCCAGGCAAUGGAGCAGGUUACGUGAAACAUGUGGAUAACCCGAAUGCAGAUGGCCGAUGUGUGACCUGCAUCUACUACUUGAACAAAAAUUGGAAUGCCAAGGUAGGCAAUGUUAAUAGCUUUUGUAGUUGUGUACUUUGUAAAAUAUCUACAGUAAAUAAUGCAGUGCUUUUGUUCCAGGAACAUGGGGGAAUUCUGCGCAUAUUUCCUGAAGGAAAAUCUUAUGUAGCUGACAUUGAACCUUUGUUUGAUCGACUGCUGCUCUUCUGGUCAGAUCGCAGGAACCCUCAUGAAGUACAGCCAUCUUUUGCUACAAGGUAUGCAGUGACUGUUUGGUACUUUGAUUCAGAAGAAAGGGCUGAAGCAAAACAAAGAUUCAGAGACUUAACAGCUUCAUCACAAGCCAGCAACACAACCUAGCAGAAGAUUAGGAUUGUGUGUGUGUGUGUGUGUGUGUGUGUUUGUUGUUUUGGCCCUUUGUGCACUUAAGGUACCUGAUCUUCUGUCUCAGGCAUGUUAUUUGGAUUGCUGUCUUUGUAAACUAAAACUAAUUUCUUGUAAAGCAACAGCUACUUUUCCUAGUGACUUUUUACCAUGUUUAAGUCAGAAUACUGACACAAAUGAUGACUUAGUAAUUGUUAACAUUUUCAUAGAUAUGUUUAGUUAAAAUGAAAUAUUGUUUUAUCGUGUGUAAGAACACUGGGGUAUUUAGUUUUUUUUGUUACUUUAUGCCAGAAAUGAAAAAACAAAACAAAAAACAGUGGUAAGGAGAUAUGCACAUAUACACAGUAUGCUCGUAUACAUUUAUUUUUACUAAACUGUUUAUCACUUUUAAUGAUACAUUUAGAUAUAGUGCACUUCUUACAUUUGACUGGACUACACCACAAAUUAAUUAAGACAUGAAAUUACCACCUAAUGAUUUUUAUUGCCUUUGUGGCCCUAACCACUGUCAGAGAGAGAGAGAGAGAGUGAUUAAAAAUAUUUGCAAACUAGAGCUUAUUGAGUUUGUGAUAUCAUACAUUAUGUAAUAAGUUCAUUUGGAUGUGUGUUUUUUUACAUGUUGUGUGUAUUUUAAACAUUCUCUUUUAAUUGCAACAGAUUGUCUUCAAGUCAUUAAAAAUGGUCAGCGUGCAUGUUUUCACAAGGUUAUCAGAUCACUUCCAGGGCAUAAUAACCUAAAUCAUUUUGCAAAUGUAUCAUGCAUGCAUGUAUGUAUACAUGUGUAUAUGUACAUAUUAUUAACGAAAAGGUUAAUCUGCUACUGGCAUGUGCCAUGUUAUUUUUUGUACCAAGUCCAAGAUAAGGCUCAGCUGUAAAGUACAUGAUGGUAAUGUUUAGGAAUGCAUGUAUACGUGAACACAUGAAUAAUGACAAACAAGUUUUUUUAAAAGCUAGAGUAAUUCUCUGUAAAAACAUAUAAGUGCAAACAGAUGGUGGAAUACUAUGUGUAUAGUUUAACUGUGCUAAUAUCUCUGAAACAUUGACCAUGUCAAUUUUAUAUUAUGUAUGUAACUUUAUGAACCCCAUUAUUUUCUUUAAUGUGUGUUGAUUUUAAAUGAUUAGACAGCUUGCAUGCUGGUCAGCAAUGCUGGUUAUGGACACAGAAUAAUAAACAUUGGAGAAUUGCUUUUGGUCACUGCUCUUUCAAAGUGUAAUGUUUAUUGUGACCUGACAGUGACCUGUCAAAGCAAAACUAUCUUUUUUGUUUAAUUCACAAUUAUUUGUCCACAUCUGCAAAGCCAGAUUAAUAAAAUAUAAAUGUGCUUAC